Molecule: messenger RNA, 3053 nt
Organism: Hemibagrus wyckioides
Lineage: Eukaryota; Metazoa; Chordata; Actinopteri; Siluriformes; Bagridae
Gene: degs2
Product: delta(4)-desaturase, sphingolipid 2
Exons: 3
Coding region: 148-1116 (322 amino acids)
Biological process (GO): ceramide biosynthetic process; sphinganine metabolic process
Cellular component (GO): membrane
Molecular function (GO): sphingolipid delta-4 desaturase activity
Source: RefSeq, a predicted model, not a curated record
CUGUUUUUUGACAGAUCCACGCAUUAUAUAGCUUGUGUAGUCACUCUGUGGCACACCUUUCCAGUCUUAUCAGCGAGGGCGUGGCCCAAACGAGCGCACUCCGACAGGAAUCACCUGAAGUCACUGCGCCACUACAGGAGGAGGAAAAUGGGUAAAGCAGGUGGACGUGGGGACUUUGAAUGGGUUUACGACGAGCAGCCGCACACAUGGAGAAGAAAGGAGAUUUUAGCAAAGUAUCCACAGAUCAAGUCUUUGAUGGGUCCCGACCCGCAGCUGAAGUGGGUUGUGUCUGGAAUGGUACUCACUCAAUUAGUGGCAUGUUACUUUGUCCAUGAGUUGUCUUGGAAGUGGGUGUUUUUCUGGGCAUAUGCCUUUGGUGGGUGUAUAAACCACUCUUUGACCCUGGCAAUCCAUGACAUUUCGCACAACAUCGCAUUCGGGAACAAGCAGGUGCGCUGGAACCGGUGGUUCGCCAUGUUCGCCAAUCUGCCCAUCGGCCUACCUUACUCGGCCUCCUUCAAGAAAUACCACAUCGACCACCACCGCUACCUUGGAGGGGAUGGCCUGGAUGUGGACAUCCCUACAGACAUAGAAGGCUGGUUCUUUUGCACACCUGCAAGGAAGAUGCUCUGGCUCUUCCUCCAGCCCUUCUUCUAUGCACUGCGACCUUUGGUGGUGAACCCAAAACCCGUGACCAGACUGGAGAUGAUGAAUGCAGCCGUGCAGUUCGUAGCAGACAUUCUUAUCUACUAUAUCUGGGGACUCAAACCGAUUGUGUACCUUAUCUCUGGAUCCAUACUGUGCAUGGGCCUACAUCCCAUCUCUGGACACUUCAUUGCUGAGCAUUACAUGUUCCUGAAGGGCCAUGAGACCUACUCAUACUAUGGUUCUCUGAACUUUAUCACUUUCAAUGUGGGAUACCAUAUGGAACAUCAUGAUUUCCCCAGCAUCCCUGGUAGUAAGUUACCUGAGGUGAAGAAAAUAGCAGCAGAGUAUUAUGAUUCACUACCGCAACACACCUCCUGGAUACGGGUGCUCUGGGACUUUGUGUUUGACGACAGCAUUGGCCCAUACGCAAGAAUUAAAAGAGAAUACAAACUGGCCAAACAGGAAUAAGUUGUACUGUCGGUGCAUUAUUCUCACAGAGCCGCUAUUUAAACGGAAAAGAAGAAAAGCUGGGCAGGCCUGCUGAACCGGUAGAAACACGUGUUUCAGACUUUUUUCUUUUCACUUACAACUACAGCAGGUGAAACUGUACUAUUUUCAGGGGUUUAGAGUACACACAACCUGGACAGUCAAUUCCAUUCAACUAAUGUUGGUUACAGGCAAUGAAUGGUGAGAUUAAAUAUGUUUUUUUUUGUGCUAACCAGCCAAUAAAAUGUCGUCUUAUUUAUGAGAAAGCUUAUUGUUCUUUAGAUUUGCAGGAUAUUUAAUAAGAGACUGUCAUUCUAAAGCUACUGUAUCCUGUGAUUAAUCACAAAUUUGAAUAAUAAUCUAAGUCAUGAGUUGUAAGUGACGGUGUGAAUUAAAACAAACAUUCCUUAGGUAGAAAGAUGUAGAUGUAUAAAGUUUUGUGUUUUUAACAUAUAUGGGAUUCUGAGUUUUCAAAAAUGCUGUCCGUAAAGGCCUGUAUUUUUCAAAGCUGGUUUAGGUUAAAAUCUUAUUGCAGAGUAUUAAAGUAUUUCAAAUUCUGUAUUGCACGUAUAAAUACAUUUCCUCUCAUUUCAUUUGAUCCGUAUAAACACAUUAGGAAUGUGAGUGUAAUAUUUACACAACCCAAAGAAGGCUUUAUUUACAGUUAAAUGAGUGUAAUCUGUAACAAGCAGUUCUAAUAAAUGCUGUGCUCAUACUAUAAUACAGGGACUGGAAUCAGCCAUAACAUUUAAAACCUCCUGCUUAAUACUGUAUAGCUCCCCCUUGUGCCACCAAAUCAGCUCUGAGCUGGUGAGGCAUGAACUCCACAAGACCUCUGAAGGUGUGCUGUGGAACCAAGACAUUCUCAGCAGAUCGUUUUAAUCUUUGUAAGUUGUGAGGUGUGGCCUCCAUGGAUCAGACCUGUUUAUCCAGCACAUCCCACAGAUACAUCAUCGGAUUGAGAUCUGGGGAAUUCGUAGGACAAGGAAACACCUUGAACUCUGUUGUGUUUCUCAAUUCACCCUUGACCAAUUUUUGUAGUGUGGCAGCUUGUCUUGCUGAAACUGUAGAAACCGUCCAGACAGGGAGGCUUAUUAAUUUUAAUUUGAUUUUCAAUACGUCGUCAAUUUCUUUCACCGUUUAAAUGAAUCAAAAUUUAGACUGAUGUCUUUCAGGAUUUGUUCAAGAUGGAAACUGCUCACUAAAUAAUUCUAAAUAAAGCUUUGGUAUAAUUGGUUCUAGCUGGGUACAGAGUUUACCUAAGUAGCCGCAGGUCAUUUCACACCUCAGUACUGUUUUUAAUUCGCAACAGCCUCAGACCAAAUGACUUCUAACCCCCUUCUAUCAUCACUGAAAUAUUUUGCCCUUUCUGUUUCAAAUGGCUCUUUCUUUUAUACGUUGUGGUUAGGCUGCUUUUCUUUUAUUGACUCUGUACCACAGCAGCUGUAUAAAUUAGGGUGUGUUUCCAGUUGAUGUAUAUUAGGGUAAAUUGGGGGUGUGGCUUAUGCAUAUUAUAUGUAAAUAUGGGUUUAUUGGGUUGGCCCUUACGUCAAUGAAGAUUAAUCUGAUUCCUGAUUCAUUGUUACACCCCUGGACUGCUCUGCUAACUGAAGUGUACUUAUUUAACUGCAGAUUGUUUAAAUAUUACACUCAAAUUGACACCUGGUCAUCUCAGACACGAGUGUAAGCACAUACAGUAUAUUUGCCAAAGAUGAAAUUGAUAAAUAAGGAAUUUACAUAGGCUUAUUUUAUGAUCAGAUUUGACCAUAACACAACUUUGAUGAAUACCGGUCAUUGGAAAAAACAAAAUAAAAACAGAAAAAGUAACACAAAAUAUAAUUGCAAAAAUUCUUCUUUAGAGUUCUUUAAAAUACUUUCUACAUUUGUUACAUUAAAAAAACUAUAUGCUAUUUAUUAUA